Messenger RNA from Mytilus californianus (California mussel), 1628 nucleotides. RefSeq lists its product as uncharacterized. NCBI's taxonomy places the organism in Eukaryota, Metazoa, Mollusca, Bivalvia, Mytilida, Mytilidae. The transcript has 2 exons. Bases 254 to 1159 code for a protein of 301 amino acids. The record is from RefSeq and is a predicted model, not a curated record.
CAUAGUAUAUUUGAAGUGUAUUGGAAUCUUAAGGAUAAAAUUUUUUGCCAAUCAAAACAGUAAUUCGGGACAAGAUGAGCAAAAGAAAGGACAACAUUUCUAAUAAUACUUUUUAAACAAAGCAUUUCGGGCAUUUCAAUGUAUUACUAGUAUAAAGUAUUUGCUAAUGAAAGCGCAACCAAACUGAUUGCCUUGUUAAGGAAGUAAUUUAACGUUUGUCAUACACAACUAUACGGCAAAUACAAACAUACACAUGGGAAAUCCAUUUUCAAAAGAAAGACAGAAGACGGCUAAUAAAGUUGAAUUAUAUUUGAAAGAUGUAUUUGAAAGGGAAUGUGUCUACAAAAUAGAACGAGAAGAAGUAGAAUUUAUCCAAACUGGAAUUGAGACAAUUGUUCAGAGGAUUGCUGAUAAAGUCCUAGACAAUGAUACUUUACAGGAAAGUAUGAAAAUUAAAUUUGCAAAAUAUUUAAAGGGACAAUUGAUAAAAAGUCCAAUAAAUAUAUUUGGUGUCGGGAGUUUUUAUGAAGAAACCAGAAAUAAUUUUCCAGACGAAUUUGAUUUUAUUCUCACUCUCUUCUGUUGUGAAGGUACGUUUGAAGAAUACAAACAGUUUCUCCUUGAAGCAAGCGUUUUUAAUACAGUUGCAGACACUUUUUCACAGAAAGUAAAAGAAUUAUCCGAACUAAAUAAAGAUGCCUUACUCUAUACUGCUCCUGAUCCUAAAUGUGCACGAAAACUGUAUUUUGGUAAAUAUUUGCGUCAGCAUGGUCCGGCGACAUGGUUAAGAUUUAUUUACGAAAGUGAAUCAAACAGGAAAAAAGAGAUAGAUGUAGAUUAUGUUGCAGCUUUACAUAUAUCUAACAGGAAUGUUUUGAAUCAGGUUGUAAACGAAUCAUGCGUAUUGACAGAAUUUGCUCAAGAGACGUUGUCAGUCGGUAGUUGCUUUUGUAUAGGAGCCAAUUUUUCUUUAACUCAGACAGAGGUACAUAUUAUGAGAAACAUAUUAUCAGAGAAACAUAGACAAAUUUACAGAAUCCUGAAAUAUCUCAUAAAUGGACAUGGUGAUGUUGACAAACUUGAUAAUUUAGGAAAUUUUGAUAAACCCUACUCCUCAUAUAUGAUUAAAACUUUGAUGAUAUAUCAUCAUUUUAAUUGAAAAACGUUCGACACUGUUAAUUUAGGACCUUGUAUCUUGGAUGUACUAGGCGACUUAUGUAGAUAUAAAAAUACAUCAGAGUUCCCUAGCUUAUACAAAAUUGACUAUAGAACAAAGAUUCGAUGCGACUUGUGUCUCCUGACUUCCCUUAGAACAUUGGCAGACUGUUUAAGGUCAAUGCAAAGACUUUCAGGAAGCAGCUAUGACUAUGAGAGAGACAAAAUAAAAGAGUCAUUAUCAAAAAAAUACCUUGACACAUUAUGCAAAUAAGAGUUGACAAGGAUCUUCAACUCUAAAUUGAAAUUGAGUCAAAAGUAUAUUCUACGAAAACCUCUUCGUGUGGUGCUGAGUAUACAAAACAUAAAUGUUUUAAUGAAACCAUUGAAUAAAUAUAUUUUGAUUUUUAAUAGAUGUACAAUGGAGCUGAUAUCUUGGAACACAAAACAUUAUAACUUUUAAUCAUGAUUAU